Molecule: messenger RNA, 784 nt
Organism: Nicotiana attenuata
Lineage: Eukaryota; Viridiplantae; Streptophyta; Magnoliopsida; Solanales; Solanaceae
Exons: 2
Coding region: 98-559 (153 amino acids)
Source: RefSeq, a predicted model, not a curated record
UACCAUCUAUAUAAAGACCAGCAGAGCAACAUGUGAGUUCUCAUAUUGGAUAAGAAAGUUUGAAAUUUUGGUAGAGAAUUUGCUUUAUUGCCCCAAUAUGGCAUGCUUAAACAUGUUGAACAAUGAUCAACAAGGACCCUACACAACAAUGGGUCCAAGAAUAUCAUUUUCCAAUGAUUUUCUUGAUACUCAACCACCCCAUUUGAGGCAUGAAAAUGGCUACAAAGAAGCUCCGGUGUCCUCGGAUUUCGAGUUCUCUGUUCCUGGCUACAACAUGAUCUCUGCAGAUGAACUUUUCUCCAAAGGCAAAUUGUUGCCAUUGAGAGUGAACUCUAGAGCUACAACUCUUAAAGAUGAGCUUCUUGUUGAUGAUGACGAUGAUUAUGAUGAUAUUUUUUCAAGAAUGGGAAAGGGGAUGAGAAGUUGGAAGCAACGUUUGGGGUUGAAGAGAUCACAAAUUUUGCCACAGAAAGGUGAUACAAAUGGUGGAGAUUUAGAUAUAAUAGAUGAGACAAAGACACCUGAUGACAUGUUUGCUAAUAUCACAGGAGCUAACUGAUAGGAUUUGAAGAUGGAGGAAGCAAUGAUAUCGUUCGAUCUAACCAAGGUGGAAGAAAUUUAAUUUUCUUGUUGUUGGGGUGUUUUUGGAGAAUUUUGAGGUUCUCUUGAAGAAAAUUGAUCUCUUCAUCAUGUACAUAUCUGCAUCUUUUAUUUAUUAAUGUUUUGUAAAAAUAACUUAACUUCAUGUACUUUGCUGUAAUCAUAUGUAUUUAAUUUGUUGGAC